This is a messenger RNA of Postia placenta MAD-698-R-SB12, 1211 nucleotides long. RefSeq lists its product as hypothetical. The transcript has 5 exons. The record is from RefSeq and is a predicted model, not a curated record. The coding region runs from base 21 to 1076 and encodes 351 amino acids. Lineage: Eukaryota; Fungi; Basidiomycota; Agaricomycetes; Polyporales; Adustoporiaceae.
ACACGACCCAAUUGCGCAACAUGUUCCGACUCUCUCCCGCCCUUCGCCGCACCCCCGUCUUCCUUCGGCGACCUCUGUCUACCUCCUCCCACGCCCCUUGUCUCUCGUCUCAACUAAAGGCUCCUCAACAUCCCGUGUUCCCAAGGCUGCUCGUUGCUUCGCCUUCGCAGUUACCCCGGGGGCAGAUCCUCACGCGCGGCGCCGCAAGCCAUGUCUCCGGCAGGCCAGGCUCCCAGACCGCGAAGCAGGCCGCGCAGAACAUUAAGGAGGAGGUCGGCAACUCCACCACCGACCUCGCAAAGGCGAUUGCGGGAGGAAACGUCUUUCAGGACGCCGUCGCGUCAACAAACCAGACAUUCCUUGGAGUGACCAAUGCCGUCGCAAGCUCAGUUCCCACGCCUUACAUCGUCUUUGGCCUCGCCGGAGGCCUCCCGUAUCUCGGCGCCACGGGCGCGACGAUCUACCUUGCUCGCCAGGCGGGUAUUGCGGCUGCGGGGUUGACGCCGAAUAUGGACCCUGGCGUCGCGAUCACUAUGCUCGACCAUGCACUGACCUUCCAGAUGGAAUACGGCGCGGUUAUGCUGUCUUUCCUCGGCGCACUGCACUGGGGUUUCGAGUUCGCGGGCUAUGGCGGGCAUAAGGGGUACCUUCGCCUCGCGCUCGGCGCAGCGCCCGUCGUGCUUGGCUGGUCGACUCUCGCACUGCAGCCAGUCGAAGCACUCAUCGCACAAUGGGUCGGGUUCACUGGACUAUGGUGGGCAGAUUUGAAGGCUACCGGUGCCGGGUGGACACCUACAUGGUACUCUCAAUACCGUUUCUACCUGUCGAUCCUCGUCGGGAUGUGCAUCAUCAGCUCGCUCGCUGCGACUAGUUACUGGGGUCCUGUUGGUGGGCACGGGCUUGUCAGCCACGACUUGAACAUGAUUCGUGCGCAGCGCAAGCAGAAGCAGCCCGAGCAUGAGGGCCAGGUUGGCGGAGACAUCGAGGCGGUGGCGGCGCCGGAGACUGCAGACCAGUAUGUGAUUGUCAAGAAGAAGAGCAAUGGGAACGGCAACGGCAAUGGAGAGCAGCAGUGAGUGUGCUCAUUGUUGAGAACACGCGGAGGACAAGUAGACUUGAGUAGGAUUUACACAUUGUAUAAUAGCGAUCUUCGAGUAGAGCACUCCCAGAGUACAUGUAGUCAUAUGGUCAACAGCAACGAAGCCAUAAAA